Messenger RNA from Anolis sagrei ordinatus, 3037 nucleotides. It is a transcript of the gene C1R, whose product is annotated as complement C1r. Lineage: Eukaryota; Metazoa; Chordata; Lepidosauria; Squamata; Anolidae. The record is from RefSeq and is a predicted model, not a curated record. Gene Ontology annotation, molecular function: serine-type endopeptidase activity; calcium ion binding. Gene Ontology annotation, cellular component: extracellular region; blood microparticle. Gene Ontology annotation, biological process: complement activation; zymogen activation.
UUGCCCAAUAGAUUUGGGGAAAGUUGUCUUUCUUCCCUCCUCUUAGUAUGGUUUGCCCCAGCCACACUAAUUCACAGCUAACAAGAUUAAGAGUUUACUGAAAUCUCUGCUUUCAACAUGCACGUACAGACUAUAUGAACUGCAGAGAGAAAGAGGGGAUUACGUCCAAUCUACGAACAUGUUCCCUCUGCUGCUCCUGUCCCUGCAGGGAGCUUUUCUCUUUGGAGCAGCCAGUCCCUUGCCAACCUCAAAGAAGCUUUAUGGAGAGGUCACAUCCCCCAAUUUCCCAAAACCGUAUCCAGACAACAACAUCAGCACCUGGGACAUUUCAGUGCCAAAGGGCUUCAGGGUGAAGCUGAAUUUCUGGCAAUUUGAUUUGGAGCCAUCGGAGGCCUGUCAAUAUGACUAUGUCAAGAUCACGGCAGACAAAAAAGACCUUGGUCGGUUCUGUGGCCAGGUAGAUUCAAGCACUGGCAACCAUCCCAGAAAGAGAGAGUUCUUGUCUGCUGGGAACCGAAUGCAGCUCCUGUUUCACUCUGACUUCUCCAAUGAAGAGAAUGGCGUUGUUGUCUCUUACAAGGGAUUCUUAGCUUACUAUCAAGCUGUUGAUUUGAAUGAGUGUGCCCAGGGAAAUGACAUCGAAGAUGGUCCUCAAUGCCAGCACUUCUGCCACAACUAUGUCGGGGGCUACUUCUGCUCCUGCCGACCUGGCUACCGUCUCCAGAGUGACCGGCAUUCCUGUAAAGUGGACUGCAGCAAUGAACUAUUCACAGAGCCCUCGGGGCAUCUAUCAAGCCCUGGUUACCCUCAGCCCUAUCCAGCCGAGCUUCAGUGUAACUACAGCAUCCGAGUGGAGAAGGGGACAUCCAUCACACUCCAGUUCCUGGAGCCCUUUGAAAUCGACGAUCACCCACAAGUUCGUUGUCCUUAUGACCAACUCAAGAUCCAAAUUGGAAAUAAAAUAAUUGGCGAGUUCUGCGGCACGGUGCCUCCAAAGAGCAUUGAAACCAACAGCUCGUCGGUAGACAUCCUUUUCUUCACAGACGAGUCAGGAUUCAGCCGUGGGUGGAAGAUCCAGUACAGCACAGAAAGAAUCCGGUGCCCACAGCCAGUGACAAAGGAUGAGUUCACCAUCAUCAAAGAGCCACAGCCUGUCUAUCGAUUUCAAGACUACUUCAUUGUGAACUGUCAGACUGGCUAUAACCUGAUGGAGGGACGGAAGAAACUGUCAUCCUUCACCUCUGUCUGCCAACAUGAUGGGACCUGGCACCGCUCUAUGCCAUGGUGUGAAAUUGUGAAUUGUGGCAAACCUAGAAUCCUGAGGAAUGGAGCUUUUGAUUACGUGUCACAGAAAAGAAAUAACAACUAUCAGUCCGUUGUCAGGUACCGCUGUAAUGCACCGUAUUACCAUCUGGUCACCAACACAGGAAGUGAUACAUACACCUGCUCUCCUCAGGGAUCUUGGAAGGAUGAAAAUGACCAGGAGGAGAUCCCAGUCUGCCUGCCAGUGUGUGGAAUGCCAGACAACCCCAUUAUAGAAGUCCAGCGAAUAAUUGGCGGCAAAAAUGCACCUCCUGGCAGCUUCCCAUGGCAAGCCAUGACCAUCAUCUCUGGGCGCGCAGGUGGGGCAUUGCUGGGUGACCGCUGGAUCCUGACAGCUGCCCACAUUGUGUUCCCCAAAGGCCAAAGUGACUCUGAGGAGACCCAGAGCCUUGAAGAGGUGGCUGAGAAGGCUGAAAUAUUCCUGGGUCACACCGUAGUGACAGACCUCUUCAAGCUCGGCAAUCGGCCUGUCCUCCGGUUGUUUGUGCAUCCAGACUAUAAUCCUGAUGAUGAGCAAAAUUUUGAUGGGGAUAUUGCACUCAUUGAGCUGCGGGACCCAGUGACCCUUGGCCCAAAUGUGCUCCCUGUCUGUCUCCCAGACCCAAGGAACAAUUCGUUUUAUGAUCCAGGGUGGAUGGGUUAUGCUAGUGGCUUUGGAGUGGAGAAAAAUAUCCUUGCUAACCAGCUGAAAUAUGCACCAAUCCCAGUAGCCAAUCGGCUGCUGUGUCAGGAGUGGUUGCAAGGGAAGAAGAUUAACAAGAAAGAUCCAGUCUUCACGGCCAACAUGUUUUGUGCAGGCUCUCCUAAUGAAGGGAAAGAUACCUGUCAAGGUGACAGUGGGGGGGCCUUGACCGUGCGUGACCCCGUGACCCAACGGUGGGUAGCCACAGGCAUCGUGUCUUGGGGCAUUGGGUGUGGCAAAGGGUAUGGCUUUUACACUAAAGUCUUCAACUAUCUGGACUGGAUUAAGGGCAUCGUGGGAAAGGACUGGGAAUCAAUGCAAGCCCUUUCUUGAUGUGCCCUAUGAUUUAAUGAAUGGUAGCUUUCAUUCUUUUUUAUUUCUUCAUCUUCAGUGUGUUCAUUUUUCUUCCCAAAACCAAGGUACACCUCCACCCCACUUUGAAUAAACACAUAUAGUUUUAACCCCAUCUGUUAAACAAUUCUUACUCAACCUAAGCUUUAGUUGUUUGAUAUGACAAUGAAUUCAACCAUAUAACACAGCGGUUCUCAACCUUCCUAAUGCCACGGCCCCUUAAUACAGUUCCUCAUGUUGUGGUGACCCCAAGCCUUCUGGUUGUAUGGCCGGUAAGAUUGCUUGGAACAUCUCUUUGACUUUUCCUGCCAAAGCAGUACCUAUUUCUCUACUCACAUUUGCAUGUUUUUGAGCUGUUAGGUUGGCAGGAACUGGAGCUGACAGACAGGAGCUCACCCUGUCUCAUGGAUUCAAACUGACAAUCUUCAGGUCUGCAGUUCAGCAGCACAAGGAUUUAACCCAUUGCACCACUGCAGCUUCAUUAUGAAAUGAAAAAGACUUAUUAGCCCUGCUGCAAUGUCUCUGCUAAAUAAUAUUAAUAAAAUUCACCCACAUUUCUAAAACCUGCCACAUUCUUUGUCACAUCUUGAAAGCUCCCAAGAAGUGAUUCUCUGUAACAUUUAUUUGUAUGUAUCUUUCCAGAACAGCACUGUUCAGAUAUUAAACUUACUGUUGGCAGAA